CCAAAUCCGUGCCUGCUCUCUUGUUUCCUUGCUGAUUUUCUAUCAUCUAAACUGUUGCUUCCGCUGCAAAACUUGCGCCUGCAUUCCUGGUUCUUGCCAUGGGGUAGAUUCUCUGUUUUUUUUCUUUUAUUACAAGGUUCCCUCAUCUUUUUCUGAGAGAAUAGAGUGGGAUAGAAUGACUUCGUCCUGGCUGGAGCUGGACUUCGUCCUCCUUCCAAACUGCGGUGGGUGGAAGGGUCUUGGGCUCACAUGGCGCAUGCCUUGUCAUUGUCUCUCCUCCCCCCUUUCACUUUAACCGGCUUCUUGUGGGGUUCUUGGUUCUUUCCACCCGAUCCCAAGCCAUGGCCGGCGCCUUGGUAACGCCGCACCACGUCGGGGCCGUCCCAGGCGUAGGACGCGUACCUUGCUGCUAUCUUGGCUGAGCACCGGAGGCUGCGGAUCGAGGCGUUACCAUAGCGUUUGUAGACGAUAGCUGGGCGGGUGCUCAUGGAUAUGGAGACGCGGCCGGCGGCAGAGGGGUCGGCGGAGCCGUUCCUGCCGCUGCGGUGGGAGAGCACGGGGGACCAGUGGUGGUACGCGACGCCCAUCGACUGGGCGGCGGCCGGCGGCCACUACGACCUCGUCCGCGAGCUCCUCCGCCUCGACGCCAACCUCCUCGUCAAGCUCACCUCCCUCCGCCGCAUCCGCCGCCUCGAGUCCGUCUGGGACGACGACGCGCGCCUCGCGGACGCCGCAAGGAACCGCGCCGCCGUCGCCCGCCGCCUCCUCCUCGACUGCGACCCCAGCGGCGAGGGCGGCCCCAACAACCGCCUCGUCCGGGCCGGGUACGGCGGCUGGCUCCUCUACACGGCCGCCGCGGCCGGGGACGCCGGGUUCGUCCGGGAGCUGCUCGCGGCGCAGCCGCUGCUCGUGUUCGGCGAGGGGGAGUACGGCGUCACCGACAUCCUCUACGCCGCGGCGAGGAGCGGGCGCCCCGAGGUGUUCCGGCUCCUGCUCGACGCGGUCCUGUCACCGGCGUCGUGCCCUGGUGAGGAAUUCAGGCGCGAGAUGAUGAACCGCGCCGUGCACGCUGCGGCGAGGGGAGGCAACCUGGAGGUGCUCAGGGAGCUCCUGCGCGGGUGCUCCGACGCCGCGGCAUACCGAGACGCGCAGGGAUCGACAAUCUUGCACGCCGCCGCUGCAAGGGGACAAGUUGAGGUUGUCAACGAUCUCAUUGCAUCUUUUGAUAUAGCCAACUCUGUAGAUGACCAAGGGAAUACAUCAUUGCAUAUAGCAGCCUUUAGAGGCCAUCUGCCAGUGGUCGAGGCUCUCAUUACUGCAUCGCCAUCUCUUAUAUCAGCAACGAAUGAAGCUGGUGACACGUUCCUUCACAUGGCACUGACUGGCUUUGGGACUCCUGGAUUCCGAAGGCUUGAUCGUCAGAUGGAGCUUGUAAGGCAAUUAGUUGGUGGAGCAUUCGUGGAUGUCAGCAGCAUUAUAAAUGUGCAAAAUGACGAUGGAAAGACAGUUCUUCACUUGGCUGUGGUUGGCAAUCUGCAUUCGAACCUUGUUGAACUCUUGAUGAGCAUGCCUUCUAUUGACCUCAACAUCCAUGACAAUGAUGGCAUGACUCCUCUGGAUUUACUCAGGAAACAGCCUCGAACGGCAUCAUCAGAAAUACUGAUCAAACAACUGAUUUUAGCAGGUGGAAUCACAAAUUCAAGGGACCAUGAGACCAGGUCAGCUAUCGCAUCUCAGCUGAAGAUGCACUGCAUUGUAGGAAGCCCAGGGACAUCUUUCAAGAUAUCAGAUGCUGAGAUUUUCCUUCACGCUGGAAUUGAUGUGUCAGGCAUCAGUGAAAGGACAACAUCAUUUUCCUCUAGUGUUGGUAGGGUUGAUGCUGAAAUCCCAGGACCCAAACUGAAGAGGCUGAAUUCUUUCCAAGAUGCAGCGAAACAUAUUAAGGUCCUUCUCAAAUGGCCUCGCCGCAAGGGGAAGAAACCAGGUGGAGGCCAAAAGGAUCUGGAUGAUGAUGCCUCGUCAGUGGACUCUGUUAAGAGCUGGAGCCAUGGAGAGACUCCGACACCUCUGAGGCAAAGGUACUCCAGGAUCAGCUCCCUGUUCAACAACAAGCGGACCUAUGCAGGCACGAGUUCACCUAGUGAAGCAAUGAAGAAGAGUGGAGUGUUACAGCCUGAAUCUGUUCCAGCUUCUGCCUCUUGGUCAUCAUCAUCGUUGGUUGACAAGAUUGAAGCUGUCCAUCUGGACAAUGACCAGCCAUCUCCUUAUUUCAGUAGGCUGAUCAGGCAUACACCUAAGAAAUAUGCAUCUCUGAACAGUAGACUUAUGAACCAGCCCUUGCGCCUCGGGGCAUAAGGACUAACUGACGAUAUAUGUAUAUAUGUAUUACUCACAGCUGAUCAUCCUACUGAGUUGCAUGAUGCUGGAGCUAACCAAGCCAUCAAUCAGGUCAAUCAUUUUGGUACCUUUGAUGGGCUUCCACGCCGUCAUGAUCCUUCACAUGUUGUCACUCACAGGAUACAAGCUAGUAUGGAAUUUGCUGCUAAUUUGUGCCGGUGUAAUUUUCAAAGGAAGGUAAGCAGAUGGGCAGAUAUUUCGGUGGUUGUCAAUUCAGUGGUAUGAGCUGUAGCACGGUAGCAAUCUAAUAAAAAAUGAUUACAAUUUUCAACUUCUCUGAUACCAGACAGAUGAUCGUCAAUUUCUAGCUGCCUUGCCACAGCAGGCAGGGGUUAGUGCCUGUGUCGUUUGAGUGUUUUGAGUAAUUGAGUUUAGUUGUGUUUGUGUGUAACUAUUGCUGAGCUAUACUAAUGUGAGACGCUCGCAACGUAUAGUAUGUGCAGUUUUUUUGUCGGACAUGAGUUUAAUUAACUUGAAGCGUAAUAAGAAGUGAUUUGGUUUUGUCAUA
Setaria italica (foxtail millet) is the source of this 2905-nucleotide messenger RNA. Its product is annotated as espin. NCBI's taxonomy places the organism in Eukaryota, Viridiplantae, Streptophyta, Magnoliopsida, Poales, Poaceae. The record is from RefSeq and is a predicted model, not a curated record. Gene Ontology annotation, cellular component: plasma membrane. Gene Ontology annotation, molecular function: protein phosphatase 1 binding; protein phosphatase regulator activity. The transcript is spliced from 4 exons. Bases 487 to 2355 code for a protein of 622 amino acids.